This is a messenger RNA of Adelges cooleyi (spruce gall adelgid), 2232 nucleotides long. Its product is annotated as O-phosphoseryl-tRNA(Sec) selenium transferase. The transcript is spliced from 9 exons. Gene Ontology annotation, biological process: conversion of seryl-tRNAsec to selenocys-tRNAsec; selenocysteine incorporation. Gene Ontology annotation, molecular function: tRNA binding; O-phosphoseryl-tRNA(Sec) selenium transferase activity. Bases 306 to 1886 code for a protein of 526 amino acids. The record is from RefSeq and is a predicted model, not a curated record. NCBI's taxonomy places the organism in Eukaryota, Metazoa, Arthropoda, Insecta, Hemiptera, Adelgidae.
AUUAGUAAUAAUAUAAAAAAUGAAGCUAACAAAUAACAAUAAUUAUAAGCUAAUAUAAGUAAUAUAAUAGCAGUAGGUAUAAUGAUUUAUCUUUAAUGAUUUUUGGAUAGUGCAGAUAUCAGUACGUCAGAUAUGUUAACCUAAUUUAUUAUUAGUCAAAUAUUACGGCAGUAAUAAGGAUAUGAAAUAACAGUAUUUUAUAAGAGACAUAAGAGAACCAACAAAAUGUCUUCUAGUCAACAUUUGUAACUAAUUUAUUGUGAAUGUUAUUUUGUAAAUUAUAUGUGUAAAAGAAAGAAGCAAUUAUGAAUAGUCAAAAUUUUGCCAUAGCAGAAAAUCUGAUACCAUCAUCAUACAUUCAACAAUCUGUUAAUGCACUAAGAAACAGAGAAAAUCUAGCCAAAACUCUUAUGGAACAACGUAAAUGGCCAGAUAAUGGAUGGGACGAUGCAUCAAUUGAAUUGUUUCUUUCAAACUUAGCACUCAUGGACAGUAAUAAUUUUAGAGAGCAUGCAGGUGUUGGAGAGCGUGAAGGACGCGUCGUUUCUAAUCUAGUUGCGAAACGUCAUUAUCAUAUGACACAUGGUAUUGGUAGGUCAGAAAAUAUUGCCGAAGUUCAACCAAACGCUACUGGAUCUAGCUUGAUGAUUAAACUUGUUAAUGCUAUGCUUUUAGAGUCCAUCCGAUUUAUGGGCGUUUCCAGUGCAACUGGUUGUUUUAUGGUUCCGAUAGCGACUGGAAUGAGUUUAAUGUUAUGUUUGUUGACAUUAAAGCAAGAUAGGCCUGGAGCAAAGUUUGUGUUGUGGUCUAGGAUAGAUCAAAAAUCAUGUUUCAAGUGCAUAAUUAGUGCGGGUUUGCAACCCAUAAUUAUUGAUCCAGUACAAUGUGGCGAUGAACUGCACACUGACGUACAAGCAAUAGAGGCACAGCUUUUGACUAUCGGAUCUGAUAAUAUUGUGUGUAUAAUGAGUACUACCAGUUGUUUCGCUCCAAGAGCAUCAGACUCGCUCGAAAAAAUUGCUACUUUAUGUCAAAAAUAUAACGUUCCACACUUGAUCAAUAAUGCAUAUGGUUUACAAUCUACUCGAAUCAUGCACUCAAUUCAAGAUGCAUCCAAAAAAGGACGAGUUGACGUUUUUGUUCAAAGUACUGACAAAAAUUUUUUAGUACCUGUAGGAGGAGCAAUUAUUGCAGGAUUUGACAAAAAUGUUUUAGAAAAAAUAACCAAAAAUUAUCCAGGAAGAGCAUCUUGUAGUCCCGUGAUGGAUAUUUUUAUAACAUUGCUGUCUUUAGGCACUAAUGGUUAUAAAGAAUUAAUAUCUCAGCGUAAAGAAGUACACCAACAUUUAAGAAACGAACUCGGGAAAAUUGCUGCUAAAUAUGGUGAAAGAUUAUUGGAUAUUCAGAAUAACCCCAUUUCCAUAGCGAUGACGUUAAAAUCUUUAAGUGUUUCAAAUGGAGCUGAAUCGGACACAAAGAAAUUAAGCCAGUUAAGUUCUAUGAUGUACAUGCGCCAUGUUACAGGAUGCAGAGUCGUUUCUUCAGUAGAAGUAAAAGACGUUUGUGGAUACAAAUUUGAUGGUUGGGGCGCACAUAAAAUAAAUUAUCCCUGCCCAUAUAUCACUGCAGGUGCAUCAAUAGGAAUUACAAAAUCUGACAUUGACUUUUUUGUACAAAAGUUAGAUAAAGUAAUUUCCAGAUUAAAAAAAACACCAAUUUCUAAUAUAGAAACUCCAUCGUCUUCUGAAGGAAACGAUUCUACUUCGAUACGGCGAAAGGCCACAAUUGCAUCUAGUUACCGUAGUGCUGUGAAUGGAGUCAAUUCGAUAGAAGACGGUAGCUCGUCCACAUCUCGCACGUCUAGUGUUGACAAUUUACGUAAAUAACACUGAAGUUUUUGUUAAGACACCAUUUUAAUUUAACUAUAUAAGUUUGUAAAGUAAGUUAAUAAAUUUAUUUCUAGUCAAUUUUUGCUUGUAGGGCAUAAAAAAAAGAUCUCGAGUAGGUAAUUUGUAUUAUUUUCAUUAUUGAACUGUUUAUAGACUGUUAACUUAUUAAUAUCCAACUAUAAUAAUACAAUUUCUCCUCGAACUUUGGUAAAACGUAUUAUAAUUUUGUUUUUAUACUUUAAGACUAUUAAUGAAAAACCGUGAUUAAAAAUUAAAGUUGUGAAGUUUUUUUCGCUAAAGCCUAACCAGACAUUUUUACUAAUGAGAACCUAGUUUACAAAGC